UUUCGUUUUUGGGUCUAAGUUUCGUUUCUCUGUAAGCGCGGUCCUCCAGAUCAGCAAGACUGAUAUUUAUAUAUGCUGCUGUAAUAUCUAAUACGGUUCACAAUGCUAAAGAGAGCAAUGUUUCGCUGUGGUCAGCUGUGUUCCCGUGUAUUCGCGGUGGAGUUUGAUUUACGCACCGAACCUCUUUAUUUCACACUGAGCUCAAACCCACAAGUGCUUCAUCAUGCUCAUCAGCAGCUUUUUGCAGAUGAUAAGAAACUCUUCUCGCUGCAUGUCCACAGUGACAACAGAAUUGAGAAAGCGCAAACGCACGCCGAAAUAAAACACAAGCUGUCCCUAACACUUCCGCGAGAUUGCGAUGUUUUUGAAGCGUAUUCUUUUAUACCGGACGUCAAAAAUAGCGUCGUUAAAGGGUUUUUUAUACGAGACAAAUCCACUACAACUCUUGCAGAGGACGUAUUAAAGACGCUGCAGGAGAGUAAAUCAGUAUGUGUGUUUUCGUACAAGCGAGAGGGUCAGUACUACUGGCAGGAGAUGUUGACAACUUGCAAUCAAGUGGAGGAGUCGGUGAGACAGUACAUCACACCUGCAGCAGCAGCAGAGCAUCACCCGUCCACACUCAACAUCAGGAACUCUGAUGUCUUCUACUGUAUGCAUGAAGCCUAUGAAGUUCUUCAGGAGUGCACUGACAUUAUCCCUGAGUCAAAGGAAGUGCUGAAGCUUGUAGACGAACAGUUGGAGACAAGCAGGGGUGAUGGAUUUCCUGUCAUUGUGAUCGAGGGACUGGACGCCACAGGUAAAACUACUCUCACAGAAGCCCUGCGGGAGUCUCUGAAUGCUACUCUGCUGAAAUCUCCUCCCCAGUGCCUGGCUUCUUUCAGACAGCGCUUUGACUCAGAACCACCCCUCAUCCGCAGGGCCUUUUACGCUCUGGGGAACUACAUCACGGCUGCCCACAUCGGAAAAGAAUCCUUGAGGGCUCCUGUCAUAGUGGACAGGUACUGGCACAGCACAGCAGCGUAUGCCAUUGCCACAGCAGUGGGUGGAAGGGUUGAAAACCUCCCAAAACCAGGCUCAGAACUCUACCAGUGGCCAGAAGACCUGCUCAAACCAAACCUGGUGCUGCUCCUCACUGUCAGUCCAGAAGAAAGACUGAGAAGACUCAGGGACAGGGGACAGGACAAGACCGUUGAGGAGGCUGAACUAGAGAUCAAUCAGCUCUUCCGACUUAAAGUGGAGGAAGCUUACAAGAGAAUCCAGAAUCCUGCCUGCAUCAUCGUGGAUGCGAGCCCCUCUCCACAAGAAGUGCUGCAACAAGUGCAGCAUUUAAUUAGGAACAAAUGUCACUUGUAAACAACCAGCUCCCGAGCCACCGAAACAAGAAGCCAUGCAAUCCCUCUGCACGCCACUAGAUGGUAGUGUAGUGUUACGAUUCCACCCCCAGUCAACUCAAGCCACUGUAAGAGCCCCAGUCAGCUGAGCCUGCUGAUUGAAAGGGAGGCUGGUGGCUAACUGCCAGCAUAUAUUUCAGGGCUCGUAUCUGGACAUGUCACAACAUAUUCCCCUUCCCACAGAGCUUUAGCGAUGACACGAGAGGGAAAGUUAUUGCGGGUGCCGUAGCUGGAUGUCAGCUCUCAUACGCAGGGUCACAGCGUCCACUUUCUUCACUCUGACUUAUUCCCAGUGAAACACAGGAACUCAGCUAAAGAGGUUUGAGAAUUCAUCAAUCACUUCAAUUAGAUUUAAACACAAGAACUCAUUGUUGGUCAGCUUCGUGUUCGCUCCUUCAGGAGAUGGAAUCGAGGGACCUUAUGGAGGUAUUAAAAGCAAUAGAUCUGAUACAGGCAAUUUAAACUCGCUUUGAUUUGUUGCUGUUGCUUUUGGACACAGAAUCUGAUCAUUAAUUAAGAGUGAUAUGCUAGGACAAAAAUGUACUCUGUAACUCAGUUUUCAGUUCCAGAUUCCUUAAAGUCUGUUUAUUGUGCUAAAAUAAUCAGCGAAGAAUAAAUUGUAAUCUAAUAGAAAUCUUCCAAAUAUGUUUCUCAGGUUUCGCUUUAUUUUAAACAAACAGUUCACCUAAAAAAUGAAAAAACUGUCAUGAAUGGAACACAUUUGUGUGGUGGAAAAAUAUAAAUCUCAAUAAUAUUAUUUGUGUAACAGACUGAUUUUUCAUUAUUUUUAUUUGUUAUUAUUUUAUUUUAUUUUUUUUUUAUUUUGAUUAAUUAAAUAAUCUUUAUCACUGUCAAAACAUGGCACAAUGUGUUUACAAAUCAUUUGUGAGAUUUCUAUGCAGACAUAUUUCUGCUACAUUAAAAUACAUAAAUAAAUCAAUAAAUAAAAAAAUGCCUUUUUUCUCUCUCACACUUUUUAGCUUGUAUCUUGCAAUUCAUGAGUUUACAAUAUCAAAACAUAUGUAUUUUUUAUGUAUUUAUUUAUUUUUUUUUUUUUUUUUAUUUAAUGGCUAAAGCUUUAGAGCAAUUGUCAAAAACGUAGUCCAUAGUCCAUAUUACAAGCCAUUUUUUUGGCUGAUUUUUCAUUAUUUUAUUUUUAAUUGUUAUUAUUUAUUUAUUUUUAAUGAAUUAAAUAAUCUUUAUAACUGUCAAAACAUGGCACAAUGUGUUUACAAACUGUUUGUGAGAUUUUUGUGGAAACCUAUUUCAAUC
This is a messenger RNA of Labeo rohita (rohu), 2663 nucleotides long. It is a transcript of the gene cmpk2, whose product is annotated as cytidine monophosphate (UMP-CMP) kinase 2, mitochondrial. Gene Ontology annotation, molecular function: ATP binding; dTMP kinase activity. Gene Ontology annotation, cellular component: cytoplasm; mitochondrion. Lineage: Eukaryota; Metazoa; Chordata; Actinopteri; Cypriniformes; Cyprinidae. Gene Ontology annotation, biological process: dUDP biosynthetic process; dTTP biosynthetic process; dTDP biosynthetic process. Bases 103 to 1353 code for a protein of 416 amino acids. The transcript has 5 exons. The record is from RefSeq and is a predicted model, not a curated record.